AUGUCUCUCGCCCAGCAUGUCACGGCAACUGAAGGUAUCGAUCGCGAAGAGCCGCUCGUCCAGGUGCAGGCCGUCGACGAGUGCGCCGAGCCGCACUGGCGCCGACUGAGCUUCGACGCCUUCGCCCCCGUCGACCUCGAUGCCAUCUUGGAGCUCGCCCCCACUCCGCACAUCGCGGCCUACAAGAUAUCGCCCGCCAGACGCGUUGCCCAGGUUGUCUUUGCCGUCAUCCUCUGCUGUCUGGGUUCCGGCAUAGUCUUCGGCUUCGCCUCCCUGAAACCUGUGCUCAUCGCCGAGGGCGUGUACCGGGAUCUAUGCCAUGUCGGCGACCCAGACUACGAGAAGGAUCCUCUUGAGGUUCCCUGCGCAGAGCAGGAUCUGCGGCUCAACUUGUUCUUCACGGCUGGUUCCAUUGCGACCAAUGUCUCGAGCUUCUUUGCUGGGUUUGCACUAGAUCGCUUUGGCAGACGUACGUGCUACCUGGCCUCGGCGGUCUUCCUGGCAGUUGGAUGCAUUUUCAUGGGAUUCGCCUUUGCUAUCCCAGAAUUCGACGGCUACUUGUUGGGGAAUGUAUUCCUAGGACUGGGGGGUACCUUCCUCUUUGUUUCCAGCUACCAGCUGACCGAUGCGUUCCCCAAACACAGUGGUCUUGUCACCGCGGUGAUCACGGGGGCGUUCGAUGCGUCUGCGGCCAUCUUUCUGUUUUACCGCUUGGCUUGGGAGGCCACUGGCGGCAGCUUUGAACCGUCCCAGUUCUUCUUUGCCUUCUUGGCUGUGCCCGUCGUCCUUAUUGUUGGCGAGCUGGCUCUGAUGCCGAAGGCGGCUUACCAUACGACGCCCGAGCUGGAGCAGAAGAUUGAGAAGGCUCAGGACCCGAUGCGUGAUGUCCACGACUCAGAUCAAGAGCUGAGUGAUGGCGAGCUAUACAGGGUACGAAGUUACCGGGCUGAUCAUCGCCGGGCCAAGCUUGAUCAGAUCGAGGACCUCAUUGGUGACACAGAUCUGAGGGAGGAGCGAGCCCACCAGGAAGAAGAGCGUCAUCUCGUUAGUGGCAUUUGGGGUGUACUACAUGGGCUGCCGGCCCACCAGCAAAUGCUUACUCCCUGGUUCAUGCUGAUCCUGCUGUUGACUGUCUUCCAAAUGCUUAGAAUGAACUACUUCAUUGCCACUAUCCGCUCCCAGUACCGCUUCAUGUUGGGAUCAGAGGAGCUAGCCGAGGACAUCAACAACUUUUUUGACGUUGCACUGCCCCUUGGUGGAAUCGUGGCCACGCCGUUCAUUGGUAUGCUCUUGAACAAUCUGAGUGUUGCCACGAUGCUUGCAAUCCUGUCCGCAUGUAUAGUGCUCAUCGGAGUCUUGAAUUGCUUGCCGUUCGUGUGGGCUGGCUACGCGACUGUCAUCAUCUUUGUUCUCUUCCGGCCGUUCUACUAUUCCGCCAUGUCCGACUAUGCCACCAAGGUAUUUGGAUUCAGAACAUUCGGCCGCGUCUAUGGUACCAUCACCUGCCUGUCCGGGCUUGUCAACUUUGGGCAGUCUGGAUUGGAUGCCCUCACUCACGGCCCUCUCCAUGGAAACCCCAUUCCGAUCAACGUCUUCAUGGCGGUUGGAGGAACAGUGCUUGGAAUAGCACUGGCGGGUUACGUGCAGAUCAAGACCAUGAAGUACCAGGCUGAGGUCGUCGAAGAGAGUGGACGCCAAGAACGCAUGGCUCUUAUCCGUGAAGAGUCGACUGGAUAUGGUGCAAUGGCCCAAGCCUGA
Messenger RNA from Neoarthrinium moseri, 1758 nucleotides. RefSeq lists its product as uncharacterized. Gene Ontology annotation, cellular component: fungal-type vacuole membrane. Bases 1 to 1758 code for a protein of 585 amino acids. The transcript has 3 exons. NCBI's taxonomy places the organism in Eukaryota, Fungi, Ascomycota, Sordariomycetes, Amphisphaeriales, Apiosporaceae. Gene Ontology annotation, biological process: transmembrane transport. The record is from RefSeq and is a predicted model, not a curated record. Gene Ontology annotation, molecular function: transmembrane transporter activity.